Messenger RNA from Phytophthora sojae, 576 nucleotides. RefSeq lists its product as hypothetical. The transcript has a single exon. The record is from RefSeq and is a predicted model, not a curated record. Lineage: Eukaryota; Oomycota; Peronosporomycetes; Peronosporales; Peronosporaceae. The coding region runs from base 1 to 576 and encodes 191 amino acids.
AUGCGCGUUAACCACCUCUUGCUGUUGGCCGCUGCGGCCUUUUUUGCUAGCGCUCACGCUGCUUCGGCCACCGCAAAUACGGAGCAAACGAAGAUGAUCUGGACACGCGAGACCGGCGCUACCAGCAGAUUCCUGGGGAAGCACGGCGAAGCCCACGCUGGUAUGCAAGACGACGGCGACGGCGAAGAAGAGAGGGCGUUCAACUUGGAAAUGAUUGCCAACUGGUUCAAGAGCUUCGGCAGCGAGAAGUUGGAUGACGUGGCCCCCAAAAUGAAUAGUGAAAUGAACAACCUAAACAAGCUGGAUGACGUGGUGGACGCAAAGAAGCUGGACGACGUGGUGGAUGCAAAGAAACUUGACGACACGGCUGAUCUCAAGAAGCUUAACGGCGCGAAGAAUGAGAUCAGCUCUGAGGAGAUGGACAAGACUUUCGUACAGGCCUUUGACGAUUGGAAGACUCGGAAGUUUAGCUUGAAACAGGCUGCUCAGGAAAUGCGGGACAGCGGCGUCAAGGACGAAGCUGCAAUCGAGCAAGUGAUGAUCUGGUACUACAUCUUCGCUACACGCGUAAAGUAG